Acromyrmex echinatior (Panamanian leafcutter ant) is the source of this 2084-nucleotide messenger RNA. RefSeq lists its product as uncharacterized. The record is from RefSeq and is a predicted model, not a curated record. NCBI's taxonomy places the organism in Eukaryota, Metazoa, Arthropoda, Insecta, Hymenoptera, Formicidae.
UUCGAAGAUGAUAUUGUUCUUCAUGUUAUGUUAAUUUGACUCAACUGAAAAUGCUGCUAAUUGCACUUAAACCAAAUCAUCCAAACUUGUUUUUAGACCCACGGUGUGUAGUACAAAUACCAGUUUCUGUGAAUAUGAAAUCUUUGAACAACGAUAGUUACAUUUAUGUUAAUAUUAAGCAGGGACUCGUGAAACAUAUGGAGAGUGGGAUAAAAAACUUUUUACAGUUAGGUAUAGAUAUAAAUAUUGAUGGCUUGCCAGUUUCCAAAAGCAGUUCUGUGAAUGUUUAGCCCGUACUGAGUAAAUACAUAAGACUAUAUGACCAAAGGCCAUUUGUGAUCGGCCUUUUCUGUGGAUCAGGCAAGCCAAAACCACUGGAUUCAUAUCUUAUUGAUGAACUUAUAACACUUCAGAAUGAUGUGUAUUAAGUGUCAUCUCAGGAUAUAAUGGAAAGGUGCAUACAAGAAGCAGAGCAUGAUGGUGCAAAAGUGGUAUGUUAUGAUCAACUGCCAGAACAGAUGAAUCUUUUAAUCUUCAAAACAGACGAAAGCCAUCAUACUGAUUGUAUGCUGUGGUGAAAUUUAUACCUGAUCGUACAGGUAAGACACCACAAGCAGCAAUUGUAUUGAAAUCAUGAUUUUUGCCAGACAAGAAAUGUUGGUGGCCUUAUCAUCUGAAAAGCGACGUUGCAAGAAAGUUAUUGUCAGAAAGUUUUAAUAUCACAGAGCCCGAUGCAGGUUUUACAAAAUGUAGUUUUUUACGAAUUCUUCAUGAAUAUAAGAUGCUCAAUUUGGACUUCAUAAAUCUGAAGUCCAAUCAGAUUUGGAAUCAAACAAAGAAGAGUCCCUCAUAUCGUCAAAAGAACACCGUAUUAAAUGAAUUUUUCAAAUGGACAGUGAGGAAGAUGAUCGUCCAUUACAAAAAACAUCUAAGGCACCUCCUGUCAUUUCAUUUCCUGACAGUGCAGAUAGUGAAUUAAGGAAUCGAAUGUGCUCCAUGACCAAAAAUCAAGAAUGUAAUAUGAAGCAAUCUUCGGUAGCUAAGAAAAGAGUAGAAGAGCCGUUGAAGAAAAUAUCCAACCCGAAUGCAAUAAAGAAACACAAGUUAUUUGAAAAUAUCUCUGGGAUAGUUAAGAAACAAGCAGAUAAAAUAGAGCUUGCCUCUGCAUCGAGAUUGAAGCAAAAGCUAUCUCUUCAGAAAUGCAAUACAAGCAUGAAAUUGGACAAGUUUCUUAAACAGAUCUCCACAGAAAUAUCUCAUGAAUCAGUUAAAACUUCUUUUGCUUCACCUUCAGUGGAGGAAAAAAUCAGUCGAAAAGAAAAAAAUUUUCUUCAGUUACAUCUUCGAAGGAAUGCAUUUAUAGUCGAAAACCAAGAGCUCAUUCGACACCACCUUCUUCUUCAAAGUAGUGAAUUUCGGAUAAGAAUAAAGCGAACUCCGCUUCACCUUCAUCGAUUAAAAGAAAUGCUUCAAGAGGCCUUCAAGGACGAUUGCAUUUCAAGGUCACAGUCCGGGAGGUGGCACAAGGCGUUCAAGGAAGGCCGGGAGGAGCGAAUGAGCAAGUCUCGCAUCAAAACGAUGCUCAUCACAAACGAUGCGUCUUUUUUGACGUCCGAGGAAUCGUCGAUUUUGAGUUUGUAUCGCAGGAAGAAACUCAGCCUUCUGGAGGUGCUCAAGAGACUGAAACGCCGAGUCGUGCGCGUGAGGGCUGAUAUCAAAGACGCGAUCAAGCUCCACCAUGACAAUGCCCCCAGCCACACGGCCUUCAUCGUUGCCAACUACCUGGCCCGGAGCAACACCCCGAUGGUCUCCCAGCUCGCUUACAGUCCCGACUUGGCUCUGUGCGACUUUUUUUUGUUUCCCCGUCUGAAGAGAGAGCUGAAAGGAAAGCAUUGGGCGUCCGUGGAAAACAUCCAAAAGCAUGGUACAACGUUCCUAAGAGACAUUCCCGUCGAGGAGUUUCAGCGUGCCUUCCAGGCGUGGCAGACACGUCUCCGCAAGUGUAUUGAUUCAGGGGGAGAGUAUUUUGAAGAAUUUUGAGCAUUUGUACCGCUACGAUCAAUAAAUCUAUUUUUCCCAGAAAA